Messenger RNA from Pichia membranifaciens NRRL Y-2026, 4044 nucleotides. RefSeq lists its product as hypothetical. NCBI's taxonomy places the organism in Eukaryota, Fungi, Ascomycota, Pichiomycetes, Pichiales, Pichiaceae. Gene Ontology annotation, molecular function: protein binding. The transcript is spliced from 2 exons. Gene Ontology annotation, cellular component: cytoplasm; plasma membrane. Bases 1 to 4044 code for a protein of 1347 amino acids. Gene Ontology annotation, biological process: endocytosis; endosomal transport. The record is from RefSeq and is a predicted model, not a curated record.
AUGGGAGCACUCAACGGUACUUUACAGGAACCUCUAUCUGCAGAGGAAAAGAAGUUCUAUGGGUCCAUUUUUAAAACAUUGGAUCCGAAGAACACUGGCCUGAUUUCUGGUGGUGUUGCAAAACCUCUACUCGAAGCUUCGGGCCUAAGUCUGCCAAUCUUGGGCGAGAUAUGGAAUCUGAGCGAUUCCGAGAAUGCUGGAUACUUGAACCAGUUCGCAUUUUGUGUGGCAAUGAGAUUGAUUGCACAUGCUCAGAAGGGUGACCCAAUAACGGUGACAAGUGCCAAUUUGGCUGCUCCAAUUGCCAAAUUCAGAACAAUUCAAGUCAACAACACCGGUAGUGGAAUUCUCAAUAACCAUCUUUCUGCCCCAUUGCAAUCUUCACAACAGCAUGGUAACGGUGUUCCACCUCCUCAACCUAGAAUCACCUCUUCAAACUCGGUUCAGUCCUUUGCUUCUCACUCUUCAACUGCCUCCAACCCCUCCCUGGUGGUUCCUGUGUUAUCUUCCAUUCAAGCAGCCAACUUCGGUGCAAUGUUCGAUAAAACUGCAGUUAAUGGAAUCUUACCUGGAGCACAAGCGAAAAACAUCUUUUUGAAAGCCAGACUACCGAUUCCUAUUUUAGAACAAAUCUGGAACUUGGUGGAUCAAAAGGAAGCUGGCCAAUUGACCAGACCCCAAUUUAUUAUUGCGAUGCAUCUUAUUCAGUGUUUUAUGAACAAAUCGUUGACUAUUCUUCCUACUGUUCUAUCUAACCAGUUAUGGAAGGUUGCAGGAGGCAAUCCUGCAUCUGCUGAUACUAACCGUCAACCUACCAAUCUCCAAUCCGUAGCUUCACCACCUCCACGCACCCACUCUCAAGUAGUACCUCCACCGCAUCCACAACAUGCACAAACAGCUCCAUUGAACCAACAACUUUCUGGUGGUAAUGUGGUGGCAUCUCCAACUACCAAUUUGAACACUUGGAUUAUGUCAAGUCAACAAAAAAGUCAGUACGGGGCUAUCUUUGACACUUUAGAUACAACACACGAAAGCUCAAUCUCAAGCAGUACCGUAGCCAACUUUUUGAUGACAUCAAAAUUACCAAAUCAAGUCUUGGCAAAUAUUUGGGAGCUGGCCAACUUGGACCAGUCAGACAACUUCACUAAACAGGAGUUUUCAAUUGCAAUGUAUCUCGUACAAAAGAAACUUGCCGGCUACGAAUUACCCGAGGAGACUCCUUUGGAAUUGGUCCAAAGCUCUUCCUUCAACGAAGCACCAAUUCACCCUUCUCAAUUCACACAGCCUCCUCAAUCUUUUGCUUCAGCAAAAGCUAUGGCUGCACCUCAGAGAACGCCUUCUCACAUGGACGAUUUGCUAGGAAUUUUCCAAACUGCAUCUCCUGUUGCUGCAGCCCCAGCACCUUUAUCACAAGGCCCUUCAAAUGGGGGACAGCACUUGAAUCAUUCUCAAACCUUACCUCCUCCUGCCCCUUCUUCAAGACUUUCUACAAAUCUCACUGGCUCUCACUUUACUCCAACAACAGAGUUUGGAAGGGGACUCCAAAAAUCUGUUGCUGAAGAAGAUGAAGAAUCUUCAGACGACGAUGAUGGUCCUGAAAACUUGGACUUACCAAGAGUUAGAGGUGCACCACCUGCUAUCCCUGGUCGCUCCAACAAACCAAAUUUCGACUCAGAGGUUGGUAGACCAACUUCUAAUUACGAUGCAAUAAAACAGGUAUCUAAUGACCCAACUUCUAUGUUUUCGAACCAACCUGCAUCUAACGGCCUCGGCGGUUUCACCAACUCAGCAAUUUCUCAAUCAGCUUCUUCUGUCCCAACUGCAGCAACAAUUAGUGGAUUUUCGAAUUCAGCACCAGCAACCGAUAGAGCUUUUACUGAUCAAAUUACUCAAGCAAGUGUUGAUAUCGCAAAUUACUCCAACCAAGUAGCUUCAUUAUCCAGGCAAACGUCUGUUGUUAGUGGUAAAAAAGAUAAGGCACAAAAUGAGCUGAAUAAAAUUUUGAAGAAGAAGGAGGAAAUUUUGGGCAAACUUUCCCAGUUGAAAGCGCUACAUGAAAAGGAGAACCAGCAAGUUUACGAGGUUCAAAAUGUGAUGAUCAAAUCCAAAGCCGAAUUGGAUGAGUUGGAAAAAGAACUUUCUAUCAAUGAAGCAAACUACCAUGCUGAGCAAACCAAAAAAGAACAAUUACAGGCUGAAUAUGAAGAGUCUCAAAAAAACAAUCAGAUGUUGAAAGAACAAUUGGGUACUCUAAAUGCAGAAAACAUUGAUUUGAGGAACCAGAUAGAAGAUUUAAGCGGCAAGGUGAAACAAUCAAACAACAUGUUGGCUGUUACCCAGCAGCAAGUUGCCACUCAAGACGCACAAAAUGAAGAGCUAAGACAAAGAGUCUCCGAAUUGAAUAACACUAUUUUUCAAAUUCAUUCCAAGCAUGAAUCAUUGUUACAUAAGAUUGCUGGACUUAAUGAUGAAAAUUUAGGACUACAUGAACAGCAUACUGAUCUAUCUAUCCAGUCGGCAAAUAAAAAUGUUGAAUACAGUGAGGCGCUUGCCGAAGCUGCUAAUAAAGGUGUAAUUGGCGAUGAUUUUGAAGCCGAAGAUGCCAAUGGAGAAAUACCAACAGCCAGCUUAGACGAUUUUGAUGAAGAAUUUGGAGUUGAGUCGAAGGCGUCCCAAUCAGAACAAUUAAAAACUAAAGCGCCCGAUUCUCCAGGAACGACUACUGAUACUGUAAUGUCCAAGCAAACGGAUACAACCAAUCCAACCCAAACUGCAUCUGACAGUUCAGCUACUACAACUGGACAACAAUUCUCAUUACCAUUUGGAACUCCACACUCAGAAACUUCCUCGACUCGAAAUAAUCCAUCACAAUCUGAAAGAGGCGAUCUUGACGCAUCUCCAACUUCAACUAUUGAACAGACUGGUCCUUUGAGCUCCCAGAUUUUACCUGAAGGUACUGUCAGUGAAGCUGGCGACUCCGCUUCAAGCCAGGAAAAAAGUGAAUCGUUUGAGAUGAUCAAUCACCCAGUUGACACAUCAAAAGUAUCACCAGAUUCGCCAUCAGUCGAUACAACUCCAAGCGAGACAAACAAAGAAUUACCAGUUGCUGCUUCAUCUAGCAUGGCAGCUGCAGUAACUGCAGCUGGUUUUACUGGCCCAGUACGCUACCCUUCCGCAUCUGGCCAAACUUCAGAAGUUGAGACCCUAUCAGACACACCACAUGAUCAUCCAAAUCAGACUCCGGAACUCGACGAAUUUCCACCUAUCCAAGAGCUGGAGCCUUUGGAUGAUGGUGAUUCUUCAAGUAGUGAUGAAGACAAUUUCCAAGAUGCUCAUGUUUCGAGCGAUUUACAGCUUGCAAAAGGAGUAGCUGUAACUGAGGACUCGAAGAAUCCAUUUAAUAAACAACAAAACGGGUCUGAUGAAAUGCAACCACCUGUAAACGCUGCAACAGGUCCAUCAAUGUUUGAUGAUUUGGGACUUGAAGAGGCUCAAGUUGAAGAUUCUGCAGAUGCUUUCGACUCUCCAGAAAUGAGCGGCGGAGCAUUUAGUAACAUUGGAUUCACAUACGCGGGUAACGAUCCUAACACAGGACUUGCCAAUGCAACAACUAAGACUGUCGAAAGUGCAGAUAAGGUAGCACCGGCUAUCGCCAAAUCAAGCAAGUCGAAAGCUGUUGCAGCAGAUAGUGAUGAUUGGGAACAAGUUUUUGCUGGAUUUGGUAAUGAUCCACAUUUGCAACCUGCCUCGGUGGAAGAAGGCAAUACUAGUUAUGACUCGCAUUUUCAACAGCCUGCUGUAUUUGGAUUCAGUGCUGCUAAUGAAGGUGCCGACGGGAACUUUUCAAAUGGGUUGAGCCAGAUUGUCGAUAGCGACAUCGCUAAAGCCAAGGGUGAGUUUCACUCUAAGUUUUCAGAGGCUCAACAAUUGGCAGUCGAAGAGCUUUCUGAUAUGGGAUUCGAGUCACAAGAUGCAAUCGCAGCUCUCAAGCUGAAAAAUUGGAACAUUGAUGAUGCAAGUAAUUAUUUAUUAGACAAGUCAUGA